Messenger RNA from Thrips palmi, 1181 nucleotides. Its product is annotated as probable cytochrome P450 49a1. The record is from RefSeq and is a predicted model, not a curated record. Gene Ontology annotation, molecular function: iron ion binding; oxidoreductase activity, acting on paired donors, with incorporation or reduction of molecular oxygen; heme binding. NCBI's taxonomy places the organism in Eukaryota, Metazoa, Arthropoda, Insecta, Thysanoptera, Thripidae.
GUCUGAUCCGCGGACCCGGAGGAGUGCGGCGUGUGUGCGUGCGUGUGUCGAGCCGAGAUCACCGUGACACUGUGAAGACGAACGAGGUUUGAGCGGCAAGCGACCGGCCCGUGAAAAAUCAAGUGCCAAUUUCAAGGCCAUCCAAGAGGUUCCGUCCGUCAGCGCGACUCCGCACCAUGUCGCGCGUGCAGCAGGCCGCGCGCUGCGUGCUGCGGCUGCAGCAGGUCCCCGUGCGCGCGCGCUCCACCGCGGCGGUCGCCCAGGAUGCCGCCGCCGCCGAGGCCGUCACCAGCUGGGACACCGCCAGGUCGUACGCCGACAUCCCCGGGCCCAAGCCCCUGCCCGUCAUCGGCAACGCGUGGCGGUUCAUGCCGGUCGUCGGCAACCUCCACGGCCUCGGCUUCGACGAGCUGGUGGAGACCCUGCACGCCGAGUACGGCCCCGUGUGCAAGCUGAGCGGCAUGCCCAGGCCCGACCUGCUCUUCGUCAACGACGCCGACACCGUCCAGAGCGUGUUCCGGAACGAAGGCACGUGGCCCGGCCGCAAGGGCACGCACUGCAUCGAGCACUACUUCCGCGACGUCAGGGAGAACUACGUCCCCAGCUUGUCCGUUUCGCACGGCAAGGAGUGGCAGGAAUUCCGCACCGCCAUCAACCAGGUCAUGAUGCAGCCCCGCAACAUCGUGCAGUACGUGGAGCCCAUCGACAACGUGGCCCAGGACUUCAUCGACAGGAUGCGGCUGAUUCGGACGGCGGCCGGCAAAAUGCCCGCCAACUACACCCACGAGCUGGGCAAGUGGGCCCUGGAGUCCAUCUCGUACGUGGCCCUCGACACGCGGCUGGGCCUGCUGGAGAAGACCCUGGACCCCGCCUCGGACGCCGCCGUCAUGAUGACCGCCAUCUCGGGCGUGUUCGACGGCAUCUACGACCUGGACAUCAAGCCAUCGCUCUGGAAGUGGGUGGCCACGCCCGCCUACAAGAAGUUCAUCGGCAGCAUGAACGUGUUCACCGGGCUCUCGUCCAAGUACGUGGAGAAGGCGGUGACCCGCCUGAAGACCAUCUCGAAGGAAGACCUGGAGAAGAGCAACCGCAGCGUGCUGGAAAACCUGCUGCUCAACACUGAUGACCCCGACAAGGCCGUCUCCAUGGCCAUGGACAUGCUCCUCGCCGGCGUGGACACG